Molecule: messenger RNA, 2862 nt
Organism: Triticum urartu
Lineage: Eukaryota; Viridiplantae; Streptophyta; Magnoliopsida; Poales; Poaceae
Source: RefSeq, a predicted model, not a curated record
AUGGACGUCGUGGCAGAACCUUCGAAGAUCUACCUGCUAGACCUCGUGAGUUUUGGAUAUGAAAGCGACGGGGUUGGCAGCCGCGGCCUGGUAGUACCGGACACCUGGGUGCACAACGACUCGCUCCCUGUCGGGACCGUCACGAUUCUCUGCGUCGACGGCUCUGUGGUGACCAGGAAAGCCUACGACGUCAACGUCGUCGACAGAAGCUACUUCCACCCCGGCGAGGUCGUCGGAUCCGCGUCGGACCUCGGCGGGCUCAGCCUGGGCGACUAUGUCGUGUCCGGGCCGUGGCUUGGCCGGGUCGUCGAGGUGUCCACUGAUGUCUACGUGUUAUUCGACGAUGGCGCCAUGUGCAAGGUCCCCGACGCAGAGUCCAAGAUGCUACGAUCAGUGGCCAAGGCCGACGUCCUUUACCGCCCUGACAUGAAUAGCCCUUUUUACCCGGGGCAGCGGGUGACCGGCGACCCAUGUGCCGUCUUCAAGCCCUCCCGGUGGCUCAACGGCCAUUGGAGGCCGGAGCGUAGAGCAGGCACCGUCACCAAGCUCGAGAUGUCCGGCGUCCUCGUCUACUGGAUCGCGUCGGCGCACGGCGGCACCGACCAACAGCUCGUUCAAGAGCUUGCUCCCUCGGCCUAUCAGAGCCCUGGCAAUCUGACCUUCUUUUGCUCCGCGUCUGAGUGCACCUGGGGCGUAGCCGACACGUGCUUCCUUCGAAAAACCACUGACGACUCACUUCCCGCCGCCGCCGAGACCAACAAGGGUGCUCAUGAUGGCAAUCACCAGGAGGAUCAACCCGUCGCAUGUUCAGACGACGAAUAUGAGUAUGACAGUGACACGACAGAAGAAGGUGAGCGCGAAUCUCCAAGCACAGCUACGGUCCUGACAAAGCAGCAGCAGGAGAUGAGGUUUUACCGGAAGCAGCUAAGGAAGGAUUACUUCGAUGGGCACAGGAGGGCGCGAUGCCGUGACGUCGGGAGGUACGUGGAGUUGGACCAGCUGCCCAUGAGCGUGGCUAGCACCCGCACCACCGUCGACGUGUUGUGGCAGGACGGCACACGGCAGCUCGGCGCACCAUCGACGUCCCUCGUCCCCUUCAACAUCUUGAACGAGCAAGAGUUCCUCCCAGGGCAGUUUAUUGUCGACAACGCCUUUCCCGCGGCAAAUGCCCCUGCUGGUGCUGCCAUCGGCGUUACCGGCGACGAUGAUGGCGCAGCUGCUUCCGCGACGAGGCGUGUGGGCUUCGUCAGAAGCCUGGAUUGCAAGGACCAGAUGGUGCACGUCUCGUGGUUCAAGGCAGCGUCACGCCCCGGCCAAGCAAGAGAGAUCGAUUGCAAUGAUACCGUCAGCGCGUACAGCCUAGAAAGGGAGCCUGAACGCUAUGCUUACUAUGGAGAUGUCGUUGUGCGCCUGCUACCAUCGGGAUCAACUGACGGCCCAAGUGCACCGCCGUCACAGGGCAACCAUGAGAAGAAACACGAUCUUUCAUGGGUUGGGCGUGUGGUGGACCUGCCUGAUGGCUUUGUCCAAGUCAAGUGGGGUGAUGGUAGCACGUCAACGGUACGUAAUGCGCUGCCCCACGAGAUCUGUGUCAUCAACGAACAGAAGUACGAUGAACUAGAGGCUGCAAUGGGCGAAUGGGUGGAGGACGACGGCAUUGAUCCAACCCAAGAACCGUCUACCGACUACACGGAAAAUGUUCCACAAAACCCAACGGGCGUCGAUGGCGACAAGGAUCCUGCGGGUAGAGAUGGCCCUGCCGCGAUAACAACAGGCCGCCUCGGUUCUGUCGUCUGGUUUGUGAUCGGAUGGACAAGCAAUGUGUUAGCUCGAGGUAAAAGGUGUCUAGCGGAUUGGUCUUGGUCGCCCUUAUCAGGCUCCGAGUUAUUUGCAGCCGCAGAGAAUGUGGGAGCGCCUGAGACGGUACCUGGUGGUGGUGACCAUCCUAGGGAUGGCGCCGCAAGGGAGGUCAACGAUGCGGACGAUUCUGCCAGUGCGGGGAAGGAGGCUGAAGAUGCUAACGGCAAUGAGGAGCCAUUCCGUUUUCUGCAUUUUGAUGUACGGGAUUGCCCUCCGGAUCACCAUUACCUUGACACCGCAGACCAGGGCGUCUGUCAUGGAAAGAGGUGGGUCAAGAUAGUGCAGAGAGAGUGGAAAAUACUAGAGAACAACUUACCAGAUACCAUCUACGUGCGGGCAUUCGAGAACCGCAUAGAUCUGCUCCGGGCUGUCAUGGUGGGCGCUAGCGGGACGCCGUACCAUGACGGGCUCUUCUUCUUCGACUUUCUGCUGCCACCGUCCUACCCGGACGCGCCGCCGCAGGUGUACUACCACUCGUACGGGCUCCGUCUCAAUCCUAAUCUAUAUGCCUCUGGAACAGUGUGCCUCAGCCUUCUCAACACCUUUGGCGGAGAGGGCACGGAGAUCUGGUCACCAGCGACGUCGAGCCUGCUCCAGGUUCUAGUCUCCAUCCAAGGCCUCGUUCUCAACAACCAGCCCUACUACAAUGAGGUUGGGUACGAAGCUCUGGUCGGCACACCAGAGGGUUGCCGCAACGCUUUGCCGUACAACGAGAAUGCCUACCUACUCACCCUGCGAACUAUGCUCCAUCUACUGCGCCGACCACCUUUGGGGUUCGAGGAGUUUGUCAGAGACCAUUUCCGCCGUCGGGGGACAUUCAUACUGAGGGAUUGUGAGGCGUGUCUUCAGGGGUGCGACGUUGGAACGCUUUGUAGCGAGGCAUGUGCCACCAAGAGGAGUAGCGAGCGGCAGUGCUCACCUGGGUUAAGAUUCACACUCGCCAAUCUGGUGCCAAGGCUCGUUGCGGCAUUCACGGAGAUCGGUGUCGAGGGAUGUGUGUAA